Messenger RNA from Xiphias gladius (swordfish), 1058 nucleotides. RefSeq names its product fibroblast growth factor binding protein 3 (gene fgfbp3). Gene Ontology annotation, molecular function: growth factor binding. The record is from RefSeq and is a predicted model, not a curated record. The coding region runs from base 1 to 720 and encodes 239 amino acids. The transcript is spliced from 2 exons. Gene Ontology annotation, biological process: cell-cell signaling. NCBI's taxonomy places the organism in Eukaryota, Metazoa, Chordata, Actinopteri, Istiophoriformes, Xiphiidae.
AUGAGCGUCCUUCCAUCCAGCUUCCUCUUCCUCCUCCUCCUCUGCCUCCUCGUCCUCGCCGAGGCCAAGCGGCAGCCUGGUCAGGGGAAUCCUGACAAACCCCGCCAGCCUCCGUCUUCACCCGCACCGGCCAAGAGACCUAGAAAUCGCUCGGUGCCCGGCUCCGGAGAGCUGACCACCAAGGAGGGACAUCGCUGCACCUGGCAGACGUCCGGUGAGGGCCUGGUGAGCCUGCUGGUGAACUGCAGCGCUGAAACACUGGGAGACCAGCAGAGGUAUUGGUGUCGUUACGCCGGUAAACCGGACCUGUGCCAGGCCUACGGGGUGAAAUCCAGCCAGUACUGGAAGCAGCUGGUGGGGAAACUGAAGAAGAGGCAGAACGCCUGUGAAGGAGAGAAAGUCCUGAAAGCCAAAACCUGCAAGAAGGCGCCCACCGAGGCCCACAUGAAGCUCGCCGAGCGCAGCGGAGAGGAGGAGAUGAAGGGAGGAAAGGAAGGAGGGAAGAAGAAGGGAACGUCAGCCGGUAAGAGUUCAGACGGCGGAAAGGCAGAGAGGAGAAAGAAGAAGGAGGAGGAAGAGGAAGAGGAGUUGAAGAAGAGGGAGGAGAGGACUGGGUUUGAGGAGGACGGAGUGAUGAAUGACAUGGAGCCAGUGCAGAGUUACUGCAGUGAGGGAUGGCACUCCGUCUGCUCAUUCUUUGUCAGGUUCUUUGAGGGUUGAUGGGGGAUUAUGAAGGAAACGCAAAGCAAGUUCACAAUCUGAAAACAACCAGAAUAAAGAUGUUUAUUUUCAAUCAUACUGGAAGCACCAGGCACCUCAUUUGUGAAAAUAUCUUUGAUUUUAUUUUCAACUUGGAGCUGUGGAACUUUAAAGUACUGUAUAUCAUAUUUUCAAAAACCAUUGAAUAUUUGGAGUUAAGUUCAGAUGAAAACUUUUCAGAAACUUGAUUUGGAUUUGGUCGUAAAACAAGAAAACCUUUCUUAACAUUUGCUUUUUAUUAACGAACCAGGCUCCCCGGCAUCUAAUUUACAGAGUUGUGGUGGAAUGAUAAUCAAAAU